Globicephala melas (long-finned pilot whale) is the source of this 735-nucleotide messenger RNA. The record is from RefSeq and is a predicted model, not a curated record. Lineage: Eukaryota; Metazoa; Chordata; Mammalia; Artiodactyla; Delphinidae.
AUGGGCUCCCCAGUCUGGCCGACAUGGCUGAAAAGGCACACUCCGUAUUAUUCCUUGAAGAAACUGUUAUCUUUCUUCAACGGUGUUAUGGCUGAUAAGGCCAUUAAGAAGUUUGUCAUUCGGAACAUCGUAGAGGUCACAGCCAUCAGGGACAUUCCUGAAGCGAGUGUUUUUGACGCCUAUGUGCUUCCCAAGCUGUAUGUGAAACCGCAUUACUGCCACAAGUACAUGUUCAGCUACAUGGGGCUCCCAUCCCCCGACUCCCCACCCUGUGUCUUCCCGUGUUUCUCGGUCAUGGUCAUCAUUCUCAUCGUGGAAAUCACUGUCGCCACAGUGAUCCUUGCCUUCUUCCCGAUUGUUAGAGAAGUGGCCUUGGAGCACAACUUUGUGACCCAGAAUUACAGAGGUUACAAGCCGGAUGACUAUUCCCUGGAAUGGAAUUUGGUCAUGGAGAAGAUGAGAUGCUGUGGCAUGAAGGACUACACAGAUUUUCCAUCCUUCGAAAGGAUGACUGGCCACACCUACCCCAGGGGCUGCUAUAAAUCUAUCGGGACCGUGGCCUGCGACGGGCACAACGUGUCUGCAGGUGUCAUCCACCAGGAAGGCUGUUUCCCUAAGCUCCUGAAAAUAACCAAGACUCAGAGCAUCAACCUGAGUGGAGGCUCUCUGGGGGCGGCAGUGAUACAGGGAUUGAACCUGGGUCACAGCGUGAAAGUGCUGAAUCAUAACCACUAG